UUAUGGCGCAAAAUACUUUACUUGAAAAAUUCGGUGCCUUUAAAAAAUAAUAAAAAACCCAUAAAUUAAUGGUAUAGAACCAGUGAAUUGCAUCACAAUUUGAAGGAUGCAUCAAGACGAGAUAUUAAAAUAUAUUGAGACUAAAAACAACUAUGUGCAGAACGACUUUAAGCUACAUUUCAUCUUUGAAGUUCUGUAUUUUCCAGGAAAUCGGGAAUUAUACAAGAAAAAGAUGCAUAGCUUAGAACGGAAGAUGGGAGAAGAUGUAAGAAUGCAUACUCCAUAUAAAAUAAAGAAUUUCCUAUCAAAAGGAUUUAAGAAUUCGUUUAAAAGUACUCAUCAAUCAGGUGUAAAAAUAAUUCACAGUGCCUCAUUACUCAGUGGAUUCAGUGAAGCUGAUUUCGGACUUGUAAGCAGAGCUUAUUCCGAUGAAAGCAAAGACGAGAAAGUUGAUGACUUUAUUAUGGCAUUUGAGAAGCUUGUUAGUGAUCCAGAAGCAAUACCGUCCAAUAGUGUUAUUAUAUUAAGUCAAGAUCAACAUCAUAUGGAACGACUUAAAAGAAAAGCUGAAGUUUCCUUUACUAUUAAUGAAAAAAAGAGGAAAAUAGCAGCUAAAAGUAAAGGACAAAAGUCAAUAACAGACUUCUUUCGAUCCACAAAGUCAUCAUCGUCCAAUAAAACACAAAAAUCAGAAGAACCAACUUACAAGCUAGAAGAAAUAAUCAAAAAUAAGAGAGGUAGUGAUAGUAAUAUAAAGAUACUAUGGAUCCCAAAAAGCAAUGAUGAAUUAAAUCCAGGAACUUACAUAUCAGUGCUAUUUUGUAAGGAAGUUGUUUCACUGCUGGAGGGUGAUGAGAAUUUGGAUGCAAUAGAUGCAUGCAAAGAGGAAAUAAAUGUCUUUCCAAGUGCUGCUUGGUGGACAAUCAUGAAGUAUGUCGAGAAAUUGGAGAAAGCAUAUGAAAAAGAAUCUAAAAGUAUCGAUGAUGAGAGUGAAUCUAGUGACCGAGAAGCCGAAAACGACGAACCAAAUGACAUUAAUCAAGAGACAAAUUAAUACUAAUCAAUCUACGUGAUAAUAUUGAGUACAAGACUAUUUAAAAAAAUAACGACCAGAAAAUAUUUGAAAACAAACGGUCUCAAAAAAUUCAAAAAACUGUCAAAAUUUUUGAAGAAUAAAAUUCAAAAACUUUGAAAAAUAAUGGUCGAUUAUAAAAUGCACUGAAAUUUAAAGGAUUUAAAAUUAUUUAAGUAGGGUAAACCAUGUUGAAAUUUGUGCACUCAAAUUAAUUGCAAAUCAUCAUUAAUAAGCCAUUUAUACUGAACAUUUAUAAUUUCUAUGUAAAAAAGAUGUCCAAAUGUUUCUACCUCAUUUAAGAUGAUCUUGAAACCUUAUCCUUACCUCAAAAAGCGAAUUUGAAUAUUGUUUAAUCAUUUAAAAAUGUUUCUGGUCAUAAAACGCCAUUGGAAGUGCU
Messenger RNA from Chironomus riparius, 1472 nucleotides. The record is from the annotation of a GenBank genome assembly. Lineage: Eukaryota; Metazoa; Arthropoda; Insecta; Diptera; Chironomidae.